This is a messenger RNA of Scophthalmus maximus (turbot), 4214 nucleotides long. RefSeq lists its product as uncharacterized. NCBI's taxonomy places the organism in Eukaryota, Metazoa, Chordata, Actinopteri, Pleuronectiformes, Scophthalmidae. The record is from RefSeq and is a predicted model, not a curated record. The transcript is spliced from 15 exons. The coding region runs from base 428 to 2236 and encodes 602 amino acids. Gene Ontology annotation, molecular function: protein binding.
AGUGAUUUGACUGUUAGCCACAGUGGCUAGCAUCUAACCAUCGAUUUUAACAUUUGUUGAUUUGAUAAGAGGCAAACAUUCAGAUGACACAGUAGGAGACUUGGCGUUGGUUGACGAACGAUAACGAUGAUAAUGGUCGUUUAUCCUCCAAGGGCAGUGUGUCAGUAUGUCAUAGUAUUAGUUUGAACAACUCUGCAUGUGGCCCCUGCAUCUGGACACUCUUAAUACUGUUUAAUCCCUUGUUGUCAGCCAGCCAGGCUUGUCCUCAUGCCAACACACUGUCUAACAGUGUGUCACUUAUCUUCAAACAGAGAAAUUGAGCAUCCAAUAAUGUCUCCAGUUUAACUGUGCACUCCGGGAAUAAUGACGCUCUAGGACCUUUUUGGAUCAUGAUGACCUGAGCAACACAGACGCGAGCUGCUCUGACAUGCUGAAGACUGAACUUCGCUCUCGACCUCACACUGCCAACAUGGACACAGUUACUCACCAAAGGAGGCCGAUAACUCGCUCCUGCAGUUUUGGGGACGCACUGAGCAGCAGCAGCACCUCUCAUGCUUUAACCCAUAGCACACACCAACACCAGGAAGAAGAGGGGUCGCCACGACAACGACGCAUUACCAUUCCAUCAUAUGUGCCUCGGUCUAAGGAUCAGAAUGGAAACUUUCCUGAGAAGGAUGUGGACAAGCAAGUCACCAAAUGUCUCAGGGAGCUGAACACAGAUGAAGUAUGCACGUGGUUUACCAAUAUUGGACUGCAGAAAUGUCUCCCUUUCAUCAAAGAAGCCAAACUGCGCGGCGCAGACAUAGCUUCAGUGGAUGUGGGCACGUUGGACCUCCUCCAGGUCACCACACUGGGAGAUAGAGAGCAGCUGCUGUCGGCUAUUUAUAAUGAGCUGCACCCUCCCAGCGCCAUCACCCAGAGACUCGACUCUCUGCUCGGAUCUCCAGGGCCCAAUAAUGUGGAGACAUUCACUGCAACACUGGUGUCAAUGAGCAAGUCUACCUCUGCUCCACAUGUGAACUGCCUGAGCAUGAAUGGACGUUCCCUCAAACUCAGCCAGAACUACAUGGUGCAGAGGAAUUCUCAGCUGAUAGAGAUCACUAUUAAUGCAUCAGAGCGGAUCGUUCAUCUCAGAACCCCAAAGGAAACAACAGUAGGAAAAAUCAUGGAUUCGUGCAUCAAAAUGCUGGGAGUGGCAGAAGAUCAAAGUCUAUUGUCACUGAAAGAAAAGCAAGGUUCGUCAGAGGAGCUCCCACCAGAUCAGCAGAUUGGGAGUCUACUUGCAUCGACAUCAGAGAACAGACAGUUGGAGCUGCAUUUGUGUAAAACGGCGAAACCAACGACUACUGUCUCCCAAAACAGUCCAGAAGUCAAUAGCUCCGAUGAAAAUGCUAACAUCAACAAAAAUGUCCAGUGGAACCAGCCAGCGAAAGAAGAGAGGAUUAGGGAGCUGAACCAACAGGUGGACUCUCUGCAAAGCGUCAUCUUUCAGGUCCAGGAGCUCCACCAUGGCCUGGUAGCUUUUUGUUCAGAGUUAAAGAACAUGGAUGGAGAUGUGAGUAUAGACAGGCUUGGCUCAGCUGAGCUGGAGCAGAGGCUGGAGUCGGUGAAGAGCCGACUGAGCGAUAAGAGGCAGAGCCUGCAGAGCCUCAGAGACAACAACAACAACAACUCAGCUGCUCACAAGAAGAAGCAGCUGGAAGUUCGUCUCUUGGAGAAGAUGAAGCUGAACUGCCAAGUGUUUAAGGAGGAGAUUUCCAUGGUACAUCUCAACCGACAGGCCGCUCACCUACAAAAUGCUUUGCAGGAAAGCAAGGAGAAAACUCGGAAAAAGAGUCUGGCCAUCGGUAGCCUGAGCCAGCUGGUGUCGCUGCAGUCUCCUGCCAUGCUCCUGGUUGUACAGGAGAAGCGGGGCCUGGAUGGCCAGUAUGGCUUUGCAUGUCGCUGCAGAGAGGGCAGCGGACUUGUGGUGGUCAAGGUUGACAACACUCACCUCUGUGUAGAGGACAGACUGGUGGAGGUGAACGGUGUGCCGGUAGUGAACUCCACACAGGAAGAACUUUCUGACCUCCUGCUGCAGGGACCCAGCGCUCAAAUAGUUGUUCUUCGCCAGCCCCCGCCCACACUCACCUGCAAGCAGCACCUGGUCAACACCAAUCCCAUGCAAACAAGCUGCCCAGAAAGUGAAGUGGUCACCAUGGAAACCCCUCCACGACGGAAAGUGAUGGCCAUCUGACGCUACAAUGGAGACAAAUGAAGUGACGACUACUGAGACUUAGAAAACAGUUAUGAAGAGGAUGGAAAAUGUUAUGAAAUUGGUGUCUGUCUAUAGAAUGUGAACUUCCAUAGCAUCUUUUGUUAGUUAUUUACCCCCAUAUGUUAACUGGUUUGGAAAUAUUCUUAACAGAUCGUUACCAAAUGCCUUUUAGUAAGGAAUGUAUAUUAUAAUAUGGCUAUGUUUUUUGUUUUUAUCUGACUAUUCUAAAGCUUCACCAUAUGUGUAUCACGUGGUCCUUGGUAGAUAGUAAUGUAUAAUCCAUAUUGUUUCAAUGUCUGUGCAGAACAAUAUAUAUGAAAAAUAUGUUUUUGGGGGGGAAAGGAAAGAGAUACAUCCAGUACUACACGUUUUCUAUUUGGAGCUCUCUUUGCUUUACAUCAUAUUUGUGGCAUGAGGGAAAAUGAAAACGAAAAAGAGGAACACAGACUCAGAAAGAGCUUUUCUCCACUGGAUAUGUGAUAAUCAUUUAUUUUUAAACAUCCAGCAGAUCUAUUCAUCAACACUGUAAGCCUUAUGACUAUUCUGUACGCUUCAUCUUUUAAAAGUACAGACAGACAGAACUAAACAGUCAGAAAAUAUGUGAUGUGCCGUAAAGAUAUGUGCAAGCAUUCUCUUUGCAGAUUAGACACUAAGAUGGUGUAGAACCGUGUUCAGAGAAUAAUAUUUCUUAAAAAGUGAGUGUCGUCUCCCCUUUGCAAGUUGUAAUGUAAUCCACUGUGCUGUAAGGAAAAACCCUUGGGCCCGGAAAUGCCUAAUUACUCAGUCUUGUUCUCCCUCGUUAAGUAGCAGUGGAUCAUGCAAGUCUGACAGAAAGACCAGCACAAACCUGAACCCUGACCCAGACCCCCCGAGGUCCAAAGAGCCUGAGAGGAGAAGUGAUGAGACCUGUUUCACUCGUCAGUUGAUGGGAAAGGUCUCAGAUCAGUCAAUACAUUCGGGUGUUAAUGGUUUUUGCAUCAAAGGCAAAUAAACUCAACCUAAUCCAAAUGAUGAGAGAGAUGGUAUUCUCUUGUUGCCAAACAGACGCACAUGGGGGGAGCAGUAUGAUCCUGGCAAGCUGGAGACGUGAGAGACUUAAUUGCAGAUAUGGGGAAUUCAAGUCAGCCAUGCCACAACAUUUUAUCUACCCACUGACACAGAUGAACCAUAAUGGCAUACCUCAGGAACUGUGUAACAAUAUGGUGAAAAGAUAUCCAAAACCACAAAAUAUUACAAUAGCAGGGGGUCCACAUGGAGAGAGAGAUGGAGAAAAUUUUACAAUGACUAUCAUGUUCAUUGUCAAAAACGACUGUGCAGCAGGGACUGAGGUCAACCGGGGCUGUUCUUCCAUUCAGCACAGAGAGACGGGGAAAUAAAUUCACAGCUCAGUACAGUCAAGCCACACAGAGGCAGAAGGCAGAGGAGAGAAUGUGUCAUGGCUGCCUUUAUGGAAAUAAAUUAACACUGGAGAAAAUGAGACAAAAUCCUAUAAACACUGCUGCUGGCAAGAGUAGAAAGACGCCGUGGGAUUCCCAGUGACCAACAUCGGCCCAGAACACACACCAACAGGCUUUGAUACUCCAGCUACAAACCACUGCAAGCUGUCAAUCUGAAAAGCAGAAGAAAUCCACCGGGGUGAGUAAUUGAAGUGACACCAUGAAAGGCCUCAAAGCUUUUCAAAGAUGCUGUCAAGUCGAGAGGACCCAACGCUCUACAGUACAGUGAGCCGGUGAGGAACAUCUGCAGCGAGUUGAACUGUACAUUGACCUCCCCGCUAUACUCUCAAGGCACCUCAGGUUGACUCAGGCUGUACCUGACACGUCGUGGCACAGAGCAACCGAUGCUGCAUCUGGUUUGCCUUAGCGGCCUCAGUGAAGCUACAUCUAGCACAAAACUGAUAAGCUCUGAGGGCAGCACGGUGUGGCUGGAUUUCUCUCCUUCCUCCUGGGAGCCCCAG